GUAGAAAUGUGUGACGCACGCUCACGUGUUAGUGUGACCUAGUUCAUAAUUAGCGACUGCUGCCAGCAAUUUUGCUUCCGCUCACUCGCGCGACGCGACGAGUCUCCGACCGCCGCCAACCCAUGCCCCCGCCAACCGGGCUCUCAAAGACGCGCGUGGCCCAGUGGCGAUUGACCGUCGAUCUGCAAGACGACGCUGCCGGAGAGGUCUCGUUGCCUGUGCUGCACCACACGAAUGCGUCGCGCGUGACGAGGCUGGUGGGCGACGCCAAGAGGUUCUUGGUCGUCUGCUUCUCGAAGAAAUCGAAAGAUCGCUUCAUCAAAGAGUGGCUAGAGGCUAAUACUCGGGACGAGUCGGAGAUCUUGUUGCAGGACCAGGAAGUAUACAAGUACUUUGGGUACACCGAGAACAAUCUCAAAUCCAGCCAAGUGCUGUACUUUCGAGAAGGCUCGGACUUCACCGUCGCCUCUUUGCUGGAAAGCCUGGGCCAGGUCAGGGCGGUCUAUGACAAGGAUGGACCCGGCAAAUUCUGUGCCCGUCUCGGGCUGUCUUUCUCUUCUACUGUGCCGUCGAUCAAUAUCCUUCCAGAAGAACGAUGCGAACUACCCGACCUCAGAGCUGACGACGGCUCGCUCACCACAGACGGGGUCGGGCUCGUUCCCCAGUCAUUCGCGUCAGAGGUCACCGCUAUACUCGAUAUCCCCCAGGACACGUCCGCAUGGCAGAUCCGCCUCGGUGGCAUCAAGGGCAUGGUCACUGUCAUCCCUGACGACCUGUUCCACCGGCUUUGCGGCGGUGUGACGGACAAGAAACUGGUGUACCGCCCGUCGAUGCUCAAGUAUUCAGGCGGCCCCAAUAUGCUUGAGAUUCAGAAUGUAUCCAAGGCAGCCAAAGCCGGACGGCUCAACAAGCAGUUUAUUCUGCAACUACUGACCCGUGGGAUCCGGCUCGAAGUCUUCGAGGACCUGCUUCGUCUCCAGAUUGAGCAGAUCGACGAUAUCCUUACGAAUCGUGAGCGGGCGCUCGAAUGCGUCGAGGGCGACCUGGAUUCGGACGGGGCAGCUUUCUUCCAGGACUUGUACGAGAUGCUCCUCGCCGGAUUCGAUGCCACAGAGCCCUACGUUGCAACGCAGCUUCAGCGGUUCCGAAAGCACUUUCUCGAUAGUCUGCGGAACAAACUGAACAUCUCAGUCAAGGGCUCGUAUAAUCUUUACGGCGUGGCCGAUCCGAGCGACGUCCUCAAGGAAGGCGAGGUGUACGUGAAUCUGCCCAGCAAGGGCGGCGUGCAGGUCGGCCCUGUUGCCGUCUUGCGGAGUCCUGCGUACGAUCCCAACGGGGUGCGAGUGCUGGUGGCCGUGGACAGGCCCGAGUUGCGGUUCCUGACGAACUGCGUUGUGUUCUGCACGGGUGGAUCGCACAGCGAGACCGAUCGGAUGGGCGGAGGGGAUUUGGACGGGGACAUGUUCUUCACCAUCUUCGAUCAAUCGCUCAUCCCCAGUGCGCGCGACUUUCCCGAUCCCGCGCCCAAGCAGCAGCACGCGCCGGCCAGCGCAUCCGUCACCAUCGGUGGGCGUACACACACCGCGGCGGGGAAGAAGCAGUUCAAGGACCUGCGGGCCGACGCGGUCAGGACAUUCGUCGAUCUGCACGGGAACAUGCUGGUCGGACAGAUCGACAAGGAGUGGAUGGCGAACGUCGUGCGGUCGCCCGAGCUGGCAGACUCGGAAGCGUGUCGGAGGUUGUUGCCGAUGAUGGAGACUGCUUUGGACCUGGUGAAGAGCGGUGGGAGCCUGGCCGGACUGAAAACCGACCUCAAUAUGUUUAGGUUGCGGAACAAGCCGCCAACGCAGGUUCCCGGCUGGGAGGACCCUCUACUGCUGCUCAGCCGGCUGGUUCCUAUAGCAGAAGCACCGGCCAGCACGUUUGUGUGUGAUCCGCAGCUGGUGCUUCUGAAUUCGACAUCGGAGCAGGCGUGGAGCGAGUCGUGUGCGGAGGCGAGGAAGAUCAUGAGGCAGUACAACCAGUCGCUGCAAGCCGCCAUCCAGGCUGACAAGGAUGCGAAGGAGGCUGGAUGGGAUGAAGACAUGAAACGCGCUGAUGUGCUGAAGCAGGAGAUAUUGGCCAGAUAUUUUCCGAUGCCGAUGGCGAAUGUACUCGAAGAUACACCUAGGUACCUGCUUCAAGCUUCCGUGUGGUAUUAUGUCGGAUACCAGCAUGAGAAACCAUCCUUUGCCUGGCUUGCUGGACGGUGGCUUUGUCACCUCAAAACAGUCCACAGCGGAACUUUUCCUAUAUCGGUUGGCCGACAAGCCCUUCCUCUGUCAGGAUCCAAUACUGCUGUCCCAACAGCCAUGGCAGUCCCCGCUCCGCAUCCGUCUUCCAGUCGUCCUCGGGUCGCUACCCGGCGCCUGGCUCGAGAGAACACUGAUGAAACCCUCGUUGACCUCGAUACCGCAUCCGGGCCGAUGCUCGUGUCAUCCAAGCCUCGCCAUCCCACACGCAAGCCAUUCGUGGAGUCGCCCGUCAGCGUCUCUGCGCCACUCGCUGCAGCGCCCGCUCCUUUCUCCGACGCGCGCGUGACGCUUCGAAAACACAAACCAACCCGUGACCCUCCGCGUGAGCAGCGUCCCCCGCCCGCAGCGAGCGCAUCAUGUGCCCCACCGCGUCGGACCCGGCUCCCGGCUGACCAUACGUGUCGCUUCGAGAUCCAGUCGCCGACGAAGCGGCGUGUGUGCCGCUGCGGUGCGAUCUUGCACGGCAGCGCGAGCGUGUUCUGACCCGCCUUUCGAUUCUGAAUACCCGAGAGCUGUACAUAUCGACUGGACUGACGCUGAGCAUCUUGUUGCGCUAGUAUUGUAUAUAACUGCUAAUGGAAGUAGAUAGAUGUACGAGAUCUGUAUAUACUGUAUGUGUGUAGUGCCACUUUCUUGAGAUUCGAAUGCAGAAGAGAGCGUACCGGGUGCUCGACAGCAGCCGCGCCCUCGGCCAUCUCGGUCGACAGCCCAUGGAGAGCGGAGGGUGCAGGCCCGGAGAGAGAUGGCGGCUCAGCACAGCACCGCAAGAUGCGUACACAUCCGGUCCCAUGGAGCGCAGCGGAUCCGGGAUCCCCAGGUUGCGUGAUGCCCAUCGCUCAUCGUGACGGGCACUGGGAUUGCCAUCGACGUCGAGGUACUUACGGCGCUCAAUGAAUCCAGGUACCGAGGACAUCCAUCAUCCAUCAUCUGAUCGUCGUGGGAG
This is a messenger RNA of Mycena citricolor, 3237 nucleotides long. Lineage: Eukaryota; Fungi; Basidiomycota; Agaricomycetes; Agaricales; Mycenaceae. The record is from the annotation of a GenBank genome assembly.